AUGCCUGGGCCCGGUGGAGGCUACGGCCAUACCCUCAGCCUGAUCGAUGAGACGGGGGUUGUGCUGACUGCCGCUCACUGCUUCUACAAAACUGGGCAGCAAUUAGGUUGGAAGGUCGCGUCCAAGGCCCUCCCGCUGCUGCGGUUUGGGGCGUACCUCAAGGAUGAGCCAGAGGAGGAUCAGGGCGGGGUCAGGACGUACCAGGCGGUGUCGGCCAUCGUGCACGAGUCGUUCACAGUUGAUGACAACUUUGACAUUGCCCUGGUGUUGGUGGAAACGGCGCUGACGGGCAGGAAGACCAUCCGCCUGCCGGCAGCAACCCCCAACCCGCCGGUGAGAGUGGGCACCCUGCUGUCGCUCACGGGGUGGGGAAGGCUGAACGGCGACCUAUCAGACGAAACCGCCACGGCAGAGAGGCUGCAAGAGACCAGCCAGCUGGACCUUAUUGAUGAUGACGACUGCUUCUCCGCCUACAAAACCAACCUGCUUGGGACAACCUCCAAGUUCAGCAACGACAGCAUGCUGUGUGCAGGGACCCUCAACCGCAAUACUCCAUUUAGCAAGAAGAGAAUCAACGUCGAUGCCUGCCCGGGCGACUCUGGCGGGCCAUUGUUCAGGAAGGAUCUGGGCAAUGACGGCCUCGGAGACCCAUCCAAAGACCUCCAGGCAAGCGCUUAG
Chlorella variabilis is the source of this 678-nucleotide messenger RNA. RefSeq lists its product as hypothetical. Bases 1 to 678 code for a protein of 225 amino acids. The record is from RefSeq and is a predicted model, not a curated record. The transcript has 8 exons. Gene Ontology annotation, biological process: proteolysis. NCBI's taxonomy places the organism in Eukaryota, Viridiplantae, Chlorophyta, Trebouxiophyceae, Chlorellales, Chlorellaceae. Gene Ontology annotation, molecular function: serine-type endopeptidase activity.